CUCCGGAAACAUGGUGGACAGAAAUGUAGGCCGACGAAGGAAGUGAGAGAGCGGAAAAAAAAGGGAACGGGGCAGCUUGACGCAUUAGGUUAUAAUACUCGAUGGAGUAAUCUAGUUUAUCUUUUCUACGCGAAUAUCUGCUCGUCGCCGUCGGCUCGGACGAGGAGGCGAGCGUCGACAGUGAUCAACAAUGCGACAAUGAAGAGACUCUACAACGAGUUUCUCGCGAUUUGCAUCGUGUUGCAUUGCUUGUACAUAGUAUGCACCACACACUUGCUCAUAAACGUCAAAAAUCAGGGCGGUGAUAUUCUUCUAGAAACAAUCUCAUCUAAUGUCACAGAAGAUCUGAUUACUCUCGAAUUUCAACGUUCCGAUGGCACACUGGUCACGCAACUUAUCGAUUUUAAAAAUGAAGUUCAAGUUAUAAAAGCUCUAGUUCUCGGUGAGGAGGAGCGUGGGCAAAAUCAGUAUCAAGUCAUGUGUUUCGUGAACCAUUUUUACAAAGUAGAUUUUAUAUCGUCUGACGCGAUGUCUAAACUACGCCAGAAGAAUCCGGGCACUGUACGCGUAGCGGAGGAAGACAGAGGUCAUGUCAAUUACACAAUGGACUUAUUUCUGGACGUUUCUCAGUCCAAGGAAAUUUCGAAGCAUGUUACCACGCUUUGCGCGGAAGCAGCUGGAUCGACAUACACCAGAAACGAUGAUAUAAAACAGUGGAUUCAAAGACCAGGUUCCUCCGAAGAGUUACUCAUGGCAGCUGUAUAUAACUUUACAAAUGUGCCACAAUCAGGCAUGAACGAUACAAGGUCAUUGUUGGUCUCGAAAUGUGCUGACACGUCAAAUCUCUGGGCACCUUGCACAUGCUCUCUCGAAUUAUGCAUCGGCUGGUAUCCGUGUGGUCUGAAGUUUUGCAAAGGAAAGUCAGAUGGCAAAAAGGUAGCAAGUACCUAUCGAUGUGGUAUAAAAACCUGUAAGAAAUGUUUUAUAUUCUCAUAUUAUUCCAAAAUGAAACAGAACUGUCUAUGGGAUGAAUGACAUAUAAGGACACUAUAGAUUAAAAUUUUGAAUAUGAGCUAUAAGCAGUUGUUGCAGUGCAAUAGAAAGAAAAUGAAAAAUACUAGAAACAAAUUAAAUAUCUUGAAAAAAUUUUUCUAAUUCUAGGUAGUCAAAAUGAAACAGAAUUCUCAAACUGAAACUUCUAAUACUUUUUUAUUAAUUUGAAUUUGUGUAUAUAGAUAAUUUAUAUAUAUUUUUUUUUAGUAAAUAUGAACUAAAAAUAUAUUUAUUAACAAUUCUCUUUUUUGAAUUGAUUUGAAUAUAAAAUUUUCUUGCUUUAUACAUUUUACUCUAUAGUGUAUUGUAAUUAAAGCCAAAGCAAAUCGAGCAAAAGUAUUUUUGCAAGAUUAAAUAUUAGACUUAUCUGGGAGAGGUCUGUAGAACUUUAUAACAAUAAGUGGAUUACACACUUUAAAAGAGUUUGUAUUAAAAAAAUAGAAAAAAUUUUGGUUUGACUUUUGUCUAGGGAAAAUCACUAAAUAUUUAAACACAUUGUUUAGGGUUUUAUAGAUCUUAUUAAAUAUACGAUUCAUAUACGUAAUUAUGUAGAUUUUACUGAGUGGAUAUUUGUAACAUUUGUAACUUUCAUUUCACCAAAUUUAUAUCAGAAUUUUCUUUCCAUACAUUCCAAGAUUUGUAAUAAGAUAUUUGGACAUAUUUUAUUACAAAUAUUGUUCUUAAUUCUACUUUUAUAGAGUUUGGCUUUCUGCUAGAAGAAAUUUAAAGAACGCAAAACUAUCCACAUACAGAUAGAAAUACAUAGAACAUUUCCUGUGAUUAGCAAGUACAUGUUCCAAAAUACUUUGAGAAUGCGUUUACUUCCAUUGAAUUAAUUUAUAACAUUCCCAAUCGUUAUAGUAUUUACAAGUGAAAUCAUUCCAGUUAUAUAUUUGCGAAUUUUUUUUAUUACCUAUCUACUAUAUCUCUUUACUAUUAUAGUUGUCAUCCUGACUAUAUGUUACAAAUAAUCCAUUCAAAAUACAGAAAUGUUCUAUUUUAUUUCUUGAAUAGUAACAUCAAGAUAAUUUUUACGUAGAGAAUUUUAUACGUGAUUUGUAAAGCUGCCAUUUAUACACAUUGUAUGUGUAUACAUUAUAUGUUAUAAUUGUACAUAAAACAUAUAUAUGCAGAGUCACAAAUAACAAUAGAUACAUAUAUGAAUUAGACAUAUAAAUUCGUGUACAUAUAAAUUUGUGUUACUAGCCGAAAGUUGUACAGUUUAUGUAAGAUUUGCAGUACUAUGUGAGACUUUAUAAGAAUAUUAUCGAUUUUUAUGAAUACGUAAAGUAUCUGCAAUUUGUAACGAAUGUCACGUGCACGUUUUAACGAGAGCUAUAAUUAGCGGAUCAUCGUAAAUAAGACUGCAAAAUCUGUCCAUUUAACGUAUAAUGGUAUAAGCCAUUGCUCUCUGAAAUUUCUCGCAUAUACGUUGUAUUUACAGUAAGAGAGAUCGUUCAAAGCGAGGGAAUACAUACGUAUAUACUUACGCUUGUAUGUACCGAUGUUCACGAAAUAUUUACGGUAAACAUCUACCAGUAUCUGGUCUCGUUUUAGUCAGCAGCCACUAUACUGUGAAUAGAAAAUGUACAAUACAAUGUGUUAACAGUGCCGGAAAGAAUAUACUCGGCACGAUUCCCCGAAUAGACCUCGCCACUUAUUAUUCUUUUAGCCUUCGAUUGCUACGAACGCAGAAAUAGUGAUAAAUCGAGGCAUUCACAUGAUAACUAUGGAACAGAGCCUGGAUUAUAAGCGAUUAAAAUUAUUUUAAAAAUUAAAUUUAUUAUUAAUCGAAUUCAAGAUUUUUAUAGAUAUCAAAUACAAAGUACGUAUAUAAUUCUACAAUAGAAAUAAUUUUUUUUUUAUUUAGAAAAUUGAAAUUAUUUUAUUUUUUUCGUUGCACGCACAAGUUAACAGGAUUUUAUAUUCUUAUUUGAAGUUGUAUUUUAAAUAUAACAUCAAGUAAGAAAGGUUAUUAAAAGAAUCCAUUUCUUUAAAUUUCUUUAUCUUGAUAAAAAUCCUGGUUCUGCUACGAACGAUUGAUAAAUUGCAUUGAGCGACGUCAGCCUCGUAUAUACUAUAUACCAUAUUGUAAUGGUAAAGCAAACACAAACGUCGUACAACUCAAUUGUAUUUAUAUGUAAAUCAAUGGGGAUUAAUACAUGAUAUGUAACAAAAAAAGUUCGUAAAUAAUACAUUAUUUGUGUAGGAAUAUAUGUGUACAGAAUCAGCAGAGAAAUUCAGAGAGAUUAAUUUUGAGAUCUUACUUUGGUGUACUGACUUUAGUAAUCAUUUGUUACAAUAGUGGCUUUGUGACGGAUAUUAGAAAGGGCGAUAUGUGCAAUAACAAUUUCUAGAUAAUGAGAGAGGAUAUUUAUGAUUAUCCUAUUAUAGACCGGAUAUUAUGAAAUAUUUAUAAUAAUUUAUUUAAUACUUGUUUUCUUCAUGUGCCUGUUGUUUAAUAUAAAUAUAUUAUAUUUAUUUGGUAAAAGACUUUACCUAUAGCUGUCUGAGAUCUUCUGACGCAAGAAGCGUCAUAAUUAUAUAAUGGAAAAUGAGAAAUAUUCAAUGUUUAACUAUUGUAUCAACCCCCUUUGAUAUAAUUUAUGGGUAUCACUACACUAUGUAUGAUUUCAGCUUUACACAUAAUGUUGUAUCUUAUACACAUAUUUUUUAUAUAUAUUUAAUAAAAAGAAUUAAUAUACA
Messenger RNA from Solenopsis invicta (red fire ant), 3759 nucleotides. RefSeq names its product out at first protein (gene oaf). NCBI's taxonomy places the organism in Eukaryota, Metazoa, Arthropoda, Insecta, Hymenoptera, Formicidae. The transcript has 4 exons. Bases 199 to 1035 code for a protein of 278 amino acids. The record is from RefSeq and is a predicted model, not a curated record.